CGCGGGCGGGGAGGCAUCCCGGCCAUGCUGAAGCCGGGCGGGCCGGCGACGCCGCGCCUCCCCCGAGCGCUCCCCAUGGAGCGGCUGCCCGGCCAGCCCUGAGCCGGCGGCCCCCCCGGCCGCAACCGUCCCCGAUGGAGCCCGAGGAGCGCAAGAUCUCGGUGUGGAUCUGCCAGGAGGAGAAGCUGAUCUCCGGGCUCUCCCGGCGGACCACCUGCUCGGACGUGGUGCGGGUGCUGCUGGAGGACAGCCACCACCGGCGGCAGCGGCCGGCGCUGCCCGAGCCCGGCGGCGGGAUGCUGUCGGGGCCGCCGCACUCCUACUGCAUCGUGGAGAAGUGGCGCGGCUUCGAGCGGAUCCUGCCCAACAAGACGAAGAUCCUGCGGCUCUGGGUGGCGUGGGGGGACGAGCAGGAGAACGUGCGCUUCGUGCUGGUCCGCAGCGAAGCCUCGCUGCCCAACGCGGGGCCGCGCAGCGCCGAGGCGCGGGUGGUGCUCAGCAAGGAGCGCCCCGGCCACGGCCUGGGGGCGGCCCGUGCCAGCCUGGCGCUCACGCAGGAGCGGCAGCGGCGGGUGGUGAGGAAAGCCUUCCGCAAGCUGGCCAAGAUCAACAAGAAGCGGCAGCAGCCCUUGGCCCGGGAGGCCUCGUCGGCGGAGAGGAUGGAGACGCUGGUGCACCUGGUGCUCUCGCAGGACCACACCAUCCGGCAGCAGAUCCAGCGGCUCCGCGAGCUGGACCGGGAGAUCGACAGGUACGAGGCCAAGAUCCACCUGGACCGCAUGAAGCGACACGGCGUCAACUACGUGCAGGACACCUACCUGUGUUCCAGAAACUCACUCCGGGCGCUGCGCAAGGACCGCGCCGACAACGACGAGGACUCGGACACGGGGCUGAGCUCCAUGCACAGCCAGGACUCGGACUCGGUGCCCGUCUGCGAGUCCCUCGUCUAGCGCCCUGCCCGUCCCGCGGCGGGCCCCGCAGCGCCGGGGGUGGAGGGGCGGGCUCCGGGCUGGCUCGCAGCGAAGCCGGGCACGGUACGGGCGGCGCGGUGUCCGGUGCGGGCGGAGCGAGGCUGCCGGGGCAGAGGGAGGUGUAGGACUGCGGGCAGGAGAGAGAACUCCCGCUGCGGGAGGCAGCCGCACGGAGGAAACGUUUUAAUGUUAGCUCCUGAGCUGAAACUUGUUGUAACUAGCCAUCCGCGGGCAGCGUUUGGGAGAGAAACCCACAGCCUGCUUUUGUUUCGUUCACGUCUGGGAUUGCUCGCUGCUUAAAUCCUGCUGCCUGCUUCCCUCCCGAGGUCUCCUUGCUAGGUCUUUUAAUCCUACGAUGUCCCUAGUGUAGCACAGGCUACUUGGGAUAGGCUCUUUGCGAGUAACAGGCAAAGGAGGCAGGCUCCCUAGGGUAAAUCAGUUACCUCCUUACCAUUUUCUCAGCAUUGCAAAGUCAGAUGGUGGGUUAUACUGGUUGUCAUUUGCAAACACACCCGACGCCUUUAACAUGCAAAAAGCCACCGAGACUAAAGCUGCUGGUCGUUUAAAAACUAGGGAAGAAAAGAGAUGUCAAUGCUACUGAAAGUGACACUGGCAUCUCCCAGGGGGAAAGCUUUUGGAAGGUACUGCAGGUCCUUUUGGCGGCAAAAAGGGGUGAUAAAGAACUUUUUUUAAAAAAAACACCACCAAAAAGAAC
Molecule: messenger RNA, 1686 nt
Organism: Calidris pugnax (ruff)
Lineage: Eukaryota; Metazoa; Chordata; Aves; Charadriiformes; Scolopacidae
Gene: RASSF10
Product: Ras association (RalGDS/AF-6) domain family (N-terminal) member 10
Exons: 2
Coding region: 135-950 (271 amino acids)
Biological process (GO): signal transduction
Source: RefSeq, a predicted model, not a curated record